This is a messenger RNA of Punctularia strigosozonata HHB-11173 SS5, 1020 nucleotides long. RefSeq lists its product as uncharacterized. NCBI's taxonomy places the organism in Eukaryota, Fungi, Basidiomycota, Agaricomycetes, Corticiales, Punctulariaceae. The record is from RefSeq and is a predicted model, not a curated record. The coding region runs from base 1 to 1020 and encodes 339 amino acids. The transcript has 5 exons.
AUGUUGGCGUUGGUGCUGUUCAACUUUCAAGAGAAGCCUACCGAGCGCUACGUCUCGAACGCAGACACGGCGGUUCAAUCACCACCUGAGGUGGAUGAUGGGUCCGACACGUCGUCCUCGAAUGGGGUCGACGACGACAAGAACAAGACCUUGUCACCUCCAUCUGCUAUGCGCAUCGCCAGCGGGUCCAGCACGUACGUUGCACAGGGGGACUUUGCGUACCCAGAGUAUUGUCAGACGACGAUCAAUGCCGACUCCCAGGUCUAUGCCGCAGUCAAUGCACCGCAUGCCUCCUCCUCCAGCAACAUGAUAGAGAGUGAUUACCCACCAUCGGGCCAUUACCUUGCCGGGACCUACGCGAACAUGGUCGAUCCUGGCUCGCUGCACUCUCCUUACACCAUCAACCCACUCUUAGGGACGUCCAAUCCGUCGGAACGGGUGCCCGAGACGUUUACGGGACCCUCCGUCUCGGAUGAUGCACAGGGACACUCACCUGCGGAAUGGCACGGUACAACUUAUCAAGGACUCACCCAGUCGCCGCCGACAUGGUAUGACUAUCCGGGCCCUUCUCUUGCUAUUGGAGAAGAUGUAUCGUCAAUACAAACUCCAGAGAUGCCGCCGUUUCCCGACGCAUCGUUCACUCACCGAAUGGGCCAUGACUGCGGUCAGAUGGCUGUCGCUCCUCCGGCGAUGCAGUGGUCUCGUAGCUUCCCGAGCGAUGGACACUACCGGGUACAGGCUUCCAUCCCGAGUUCUUCUCUUCUUCACCAAUCAUCGGGGCGUCCCGGCCAACGAUCGCAGGGGCCAGAUUUCGAGAGCGCACCGGAACCCUCCGAGGCGGGCGCUCGCUCACAGUCCGCUGGGGGCAUUAUAUCCCGGUCAUUCUCAUUGAAUGGUCUUCCUCCAUGUGAUGGAGACCAGGAGCGCGAAGGUAUGGCGCCCCUCGAGAAGCCGACGGUUCUCAUGCCCGGAGCCUGGAUGCCUAUUGAGCUAUACGACGAAGCGGAACCUCGAAGGUAG